Molecule: messenger RNA, 1099 nt
Organism: Apis dorsata (giant honeybee)
Lineage: Eukaryota; Metazoa; Arthropoda; Insecta; Hymenoptera; Apidae
Gene: Sec22
Product: vesicle-trafficking protein SEC22b-B
Exons: 5
Coding region: 169-810 (213 amino acids)
Biological process (GO): retrograde vesicle-mediated transport, Golgi to endoplasmic reticulum; endoplasmic reticulum to Golgi vesicle-mediated transport; vesicle fusion with Golgi apparatus
Cellular component (GO): endoplasmic reticulum-Golgi intermediate compartment; Golgi membrane; endoplasmic reticulum membrane
Molecular function (GO): SNAP receptor activity
Source: RefSeq, a predicted model, not a curated record
UGACUGACGUGGUAUACUGAGAGUGGAUCGUGGAUAUUAAACGAAGCGGUCACACCGUGGCCAGUUCUACGUAAAUGGAUUGCAGGUGGUGAAGAAUUGAUUAUUUGACAAAGAUUUUAAUAUUUUUUUCUACAUUUUUGGUGAAAAAAUUAAUUAAACUCUGCUAAAAUGGUAUUGUUAACAAUGAUUGCAAGGAUAAUAGAUGGUUUACCAUUAGCAGCAACCAUGCAAGAAGAUGAACAGACAGGAAGAAGUAUUUUAGAAUAUCAAAAUCAAGCAAAAAUGUUAUUUAGAAGAUUAGGACCUCAAUCUCCAACUAGAUGUACUAUAGAAACAGGUCCAUAUUUAUUCCAUUAUUUAAUUGAAAAUGAUGUAUGCUAUUUGGUAUUGUGUGAAAAGAAUUAUAGUAAACGGAUUGCAUAUAGUUAUCUUGAAGACAUAGCACAAGAAUUUCAUUCAUUAUAUGGUAGACGUGUUAAUUCAGUUACUAGGCCCUAUAGUUUUAUUGAAUUCAAUACAUAUAUUCAAAAAGCAAAGAAAGUUUUUUUGGAUGGUAGGUCAAGAAGAAAUAUGAAUGCACUCAACAGCCAACUACAAGAUGUACAGAGAAUCAUGGUUCAAAAUAUAGAUGAUGUUUUACAGAGGGGUACAGUUCUUUCAGAACUAGACACAAAGACACAAAAUUUAUCCAUGUUAUCACAAAAAUAUAAAAAGGAUGCAACUUACUUAAAUAGCAAGUCUAUGUAUGUAAAGGCUGUGGCUGGACUUGUUGCAUUUUUAGUCUUCCUGUUAUAUUUUUUUAUUCUUUAGUUCUUCAAUUUAUUUGAUAUAUUAAUUAUUAUCUAAAACCUGGUUUUUAUCAUUAUUAUUCCCCAUAUUCUUUUUUUUUUUUUGGGUAUAGCAAAUAUUUUUUUUUCUGCGAAUUUACUUUUCCAUAUGAUAUAUUUAAAUGUUAAGUCUAUUUAAAAUUAAAAACAAUGUACAUAUAUUGUAUUCAGAGAAAUACUAGUCGCAAGGAAUAUAAUGAUAUUGAUAUCGUUCAAGAUAUGACUUUCAUAUAUUAUCAUGCAGUAAAUAUAACAGUUCUUUAUGUAAUUAA